Molecule: messenger RNA, 897 nt
Organism: Malus domestica (apple)
Lineage: Eukaryota; Viridiplantae; Streptophyta; Magnoliopsida; Rosales; Rosaceae
Source: RefSeq, a predicted model, not a curated record
UGAUCCAAUCCCACAUAAUCCAUUCCAAAGUUCAUAACAAAAAAGGAAAAGAAAAGAACAAGACGGAAAUGGAUUUGGGAAAACUUUCGAGUGCAAACUCCAUGGACGAACAAUUCGAAUUCCUGGAAAUCGAAGACGGAGAAGAACUCUUGGGUCUCACACACUGGGAAUUCAUCGACGCCUCCGAUGCCGACUCAGAGCAAAACCACCACCACCACCACCGCUCCGACUCCGAACAAACCGAUAAAGACGAAGAAGCAAAUCGGUUUGAUAGGCUUAUCAUUGGGCCCGCUUCAUUUUCCCCUUCGGUCCCUCCGCCGGUGGCCGAUCCGAUCCCCGCCCACCGUCAUCGCCGCCCCCGUCUCGUCCGAUUUGUGGAUGUGGGUCUCAAUCUCAAACUCCAUAGCCAUUGGGACGACAGCGGCAAUGAGGAUGAGGGCCAUGGUGAGGAGGAGGAGGAGGAGGAGGAGGAUGAUGAUGGGUAUGGAUUAGACGACGAGCUGGUGCCGUUGUCAGUGAGCGACAAGUUGGGGCGGCAGAGGAUGAGGAAAUUGGGGAAGAGGAUGUUACCGAAGAUGAACAAAUCGAAGCGGUCGCCGUACAUGGUUGCGAGGGCUGGCUGCAUUCGUGGGAAGCAUGGCCUGGGAUUGAAGCAUAUUUACUGACAAAGAAUGGAUAUUUGGAGAUUUGGGUAUCUUUUUACAACUGGGUUUAGAUGUAAUUAAAAUAUAAAUUUGUAGUUGGGUGGACCAAGUCUUAUGUUAAUUAGGUAAACAUGGGGGUUCGGUUUUAUGUUCAUUUUGUGUCUCUGUCUGACUUAUGAUGUUUCAUCAUCUUUUUAGAAUCUAAUAUAUGUAGUUGAUGACGUGAUUGUUUAUUUGUUCUACAUUGCUUCUU